Apiotrichum porosum is the source of this 1335-nucleotide messenger RNA. RefSeq lists its product as uncharacterized. The coding region runs from base 1 to 1335 and encodes 444 amino acids. The transcript is spliced from 2 exons. The record is from RefSeq and is a predicted model, not a curated record. Lineage: Eukaryota; Fungi; Basidiomycota; Tremellomycetes; Trichosporonales; Trichosporonaceae.
AUGCAGUCGCCCAUCCACUUCAAGACGACCCACCUCGAGCCUCCUCGUACUGCGGAGCGUCGCCGUCGGGGACGCGCAGUCGACGUUAUGGGCUUCCCCACCCCGGACCACACCCACCUCCCGACACCGGUUACGCAGCGUCGCAGCCACAAGACUGCAUCGGGGACCACGUCUGGCACGCACCUCCCCACGCCGCAGACGCUGCCCCGGAAACGCACGCGCUCCUCCCCCGGGGCGCACGACGACCACGACCAUGACGACGCACCAUUCUCACCACCGUCUCCCUCGGGCCACACCACCUUCUUUCUCUCGCACGCGGCAGCUGCAGAGACAGCCCAGGUGCAACCGCCCCGCCGUCGCCCGGGACUGCUCUUUGCACAGCAGAUGGGCAUCAGUGCCGGACCAUCAACAAGCCAGCCGCUCAAGUUUGGGGCUCGUCUCGGUGCCGGUGUUGGCAUGGGCGGCGGUAUGCGCAACGCUCACGGCAAGCUCUCCGAGACCCUGCUGCACGACGACCACGACGACAACCCGUUUGUCGAGCACAAGUCGACGUCCUCGACUUCAACGACAAAGGUCGCCUUUGCCCUGUCCGAGCCCCGCUCACCCGGCACUGAGACGCGCUACAUCCCUCAGGCUGUUCGUCCCAGUGUCGAGCGCUCGCUCUCGCCGCUGUCUGCCGGCCGCGCAAAGGGCAGCAGCCAGCCGGCGCGCAUGCUCUUCCCGUCGUCGGCCGCUGAGUCGUCGUCGGCUGCUGCUCGCCGCAAGCAGCAGCAGAUGAUGAUGAUGGACGAGGACGACAACCCCUUCAUUUCCAAGCCUGGAGAGGUCGUCCGCGCAAAGCCUACCAGCGAGGACCGCCCGGUUGUCACCUACGUCUUCCGCGGCGCCAAAAAGGUGUUCGCCAACCCGUUCAUUGCACCCAACGCUACUCACCCAGGUGCCGACCUGGAAAUUACCGACCCAGACUUUGACGUCCACCCUUGCCCUCCACCACGGCUUCUCUGGCCCACCAAGGAGUCGACUGUCGAUGACGAGCCCGCCCCGCAGACUCCCAAGCCACGUGCUAACGCGUCUCGCCGUCGACUUGCCGCACACCAGUCGCUGGACAUGCACAUUGACGCUGGCGCUUUGACAGAUGACGACGACUUUGUUCCUGAACACGCCGAUGAAGGUGACGACGACGAAGACCUCGACGCGACUCCCAAACCACGCCGUGGACUCCUGUUCGGCCACAGCAACGGGAGCGGGAACGCUGCCGGUGCCUCUGGCAACCUCGGCAAGCACAGUCUUUCUCCCGACGCGUCGUCGCGCAAACGUGCGCGCGCAGGUCUGUAA